Molecule: messenger RNA, 699 nt
Organism: Sphaeroforma arctica JP610
Lineage: Eukaryota; Ichthyosporea; Ichthyophonida
Exons: 2
Coding region: 1-423 (140 amino acids)
Source: RefSeq, a predicted model, not a curated record
AUGUUGACGAAAGUUUGUUCCAUCAGUACAGAAAAGGAAUGCACAUCCAGUCAAAUGAGAACAACAGCUGGCAACAACAAUGGCACUGACUAUGCAUCAAGAAAUGUUUUCUUCAGCCUAGGUCUAAGCGAAGGCUCUCAAACACCAUCCAUCUCACUACCGUCUAUCAUUGCCCUCGCGAUGAAUGCCAAACUACAAGUAGAACAACAGGAACUACAAGAGGUCGACGCCGAUCGUAUCCGGACAGAAAUUAGGAAUAGCGGAAACACUUCAUUCGGUACCGGAAAGUAUUCCUUGUACGGGCUCCGGUCUCACAUCACCGGAGUCUCUACUGCUCAACACCUCGCCACAGUGCAACCGUGCGUCACCGAAGCCAUCUUGGUUGGAGCACUGGACAAACACGAGAAAUUGCGAAUCUCAUGAGGAUACAGGACGUUGAGUUCUCUGAGGGACUAUCUCGCUCACCGGUCAGCUGCCCUUCGUGGUACAGCACCCAGAAUCCUGUAGUCAUCAAGGAACUUACUAAGAUAUUUACCUGGCUAAAUUUCUUAGCCUUCUCUCUAAAGCAAAUCGAUCUCGGUGGACUUCCCGCUCACCACCGGAAGCAAGCCUACCGAGAAGUAAUCUGCACACAGUUGAACUCAAACAGCUGAGUGUCAAUUAGGGCUGUAGAAAUACGGCUUCCGGUCAUUCUAAAAU